CCUCCCUCCUGCUCGUUGCUACUGUUGCCAUCGCCUCCCCCAGCGACCACCUGCAGGUUUCCGCCCGGCUGAAGGCCCGCACGAAAGCUCCAACCGCCGCGCCGCGCCGCGCCGCGCCCAGCCGCCUCCUGUAUCGCCGGGGCUGCUUUGUGGCGACUUUCCCCCGCCGGGCUGCUCGGCUGCGGGGCCCGCCCAGCGCGGAGGCUGCUCGUUGGGUCGGGGAGCGAGAAAAGCCAGACCGCGGCGAGGCGAGGGUGGCGCUGCGACGGCUGGGCGUGGAGUAAAGGGGCGAGGGGGCCGGGCCGGAGCGGCUGAAGGGAGGAGGUGUGUCCCAGGGGCUGGCAGCGGCGGCGCAGGCGGCGUCUUCGCUCCUCGGUUGCAGGUUUUGUCUGCAGCUUUCCAUCUCCGCAGUUUCUGGGAUUCGCCGGAGCAGUUGUCUCGGAAAGUCAUGUUUUGGCACAAAACAACUUACUGAGUGGAAGCCGUUCUAAAUAAGGCCUUAGCUAGAACUCCUUAUUGGAGGUUAUUGGAAAAGACUCUAGACGUGGGAAGAGAACCACCCCAACACUUGCCUCAACUCCCAAGCUCCUGAGCCUGUCAACAACAAGACUACAGAAAAGUGAGAUACCAACUGGCUGAAGAAUCCACCUAAGGCCAGCCCUGAGAGAGUUUUAGGCUGCGUGCAUCCUGGAAUCACUCCCGUUUCAGAUAACAACUUAUUGAAAGGGCUCUCCAGCUUUUUCUUUCUAACGUGACAUCCUCUUUGGGUUUGACUUGGUCACAGACAAACGGUAAGAAGAAAAAAUAUAAAGGACAAGAAGUAUGGCAGACGAUAGGAAAGAUGAAGCUAAGGCACCACACUGGACCUCAGGUCAGAUAGCAGAAGCUUCUUCACAUCCACAUUCCGCAGAGAUGAAGGAGCAAAGUGGCACAGGGGAAGGACUGGUCAGAAGUUCUAAUGGGUUUCCAUACAAAGAGGAUGAAGCUGGAGAAUAUGGUGCACAUGGACCACAGAGCUCAUAUUCCAGAACCAAAGAGAAUGGAAUCAACGGAGAACUAACUACAGGAGAGAAAGACACUGCAGAAGAGGUAUCUGCAAGAAUAGUCCAAGUAGUAACUGCUGAAGCUGUGGCAGUUCUGAAAAGUGAACAGGAAAAAGAAGCUCAGCUCAAAGAUCAGCCAGCACAAUUACCUCUAGCAGUUGAAGAGACAGCUAACCUGCCUCCUUCUCCACCCCCAUCACCUGCGUCAGAGCAGACUGGAACCCUAGAAGAAGAAGAAGAAGAAGAAGAGGAAGAAGAAGAAACAGUCAAAGGUCCCAUGGCUGAUGACCCCAAACCUGAGGCUCCCCUUGAUGAGAAGUAUGAGAAAAGAAGUGGGCCUGCUGAGCCUUUGGAACAAACAGAGGGUUUCUCUGAGGCCCAGCAGGAUUCCCUUCCUGAAGAUCAAGUGGAUCACAAUGAGGAAAAUAUAAUCCUCAUUGGAAAGGAAACCUCAAAAGCAAAACUGCCUUCCUCCGGUGAGGAAGCCUCGAAGAUGGAAAUCCAUGGACAGGAAGUUACGAGCCUUUUCACAGCUACACCUUUCAACACCAAGGAACAAGAGAAAGGAAAUAGACCCAGUGAGCACCCCGUCCAAGAUGCCUUAGUUCCACAGCCAGCAAAAACAGAGACUAUAGAAAUGAGAGAACCGCAGUGCACAGGAGAAGAGAUGACAUUCCCGUCUCAGUUGGGGAAAACUUUGGAUGCCACUCUGCCAAAGAAAGAAGAGGCUUCCACACCUCAAGAACAAAGAGAUUUGUCAACAGAGUUGCAUAAGAAAAGUACAUUAGAUGAAAAGGCCACAGAGACCCAGAAACCUACCACAGAAGCACCACCCUUGGAAUCUAAAGAUGAUCAGAUGACUAUUACAAAAAAUGACUUUACCUCUCCUGCAAGUAUUUGUUCUUUGCCCUCAGAAUCUAUAGUGGACACAACAGGCACAGUAAAAAGUGCCUUUUUUCCUGAAACCUUACCAGGUAUUCUACAUAUGUCUGAACCAGAAGAGAGUAGCAAAACAACACAAAAGUCUACUAUUACAGAAGACCUUUCAAAAGAUCAAACAAUGAACAAAGAGCACGUAAAAAUACAGGAAGAAGAAUUUGCAGUGGUGGCUACAAGUCCCUCACAAGCCAUUGUAGAACAAACUCCAAGCCAGGUUCCCCUUUGGGAAGAAGAAAAAGAUAUGACUGAGGAUGAAAGUGAUGAAGAGAGAUACUCCAUGUCCAGUAGACAGAGGAUCAGAGAACUGGGUGAUCAAUCUUUUGCUGCGUGUAACCAGAAACCAACUGUUCUGGGUAAAGAAGUUAUGGGAAAAGAUGUUGAUCCUAAAGAAGCAUAUGAUGCACACAAAGCAGAAGACUUGGAGAUAACUGGAGAAUCAACAACAUGGAAUAUUAAAAAAGAUGAGAAAACACAUGGUGCUGAGGUCAUGGCAGACCGAUUCAGUAAAGAUUUCCCCCCCGAAAAAGAUGAAGAAUGUUUGGAUACCACUGUAUUACAUGAAACAAUAGAGAAUGCUCCAUCUGAAACACAUAAAGAACCUCAGGAAGACAAAUGUACUGAAAAAGAAGAGAAAAGUAAAGUGUUUCCUGUUACAGAUUCAGAUCCCCACCAAAUGAGGAUAGAAGAAGAUAAAUCAGGUAUGUCUACAUAUUUUGAAACUUCCACUCUUAAAGAUGAAGUUAUCAAGCAUGAUAAGGUACAACAAGGCAACGAUUACUAUGAGCUGAGUGAUUCGAAAGAACAGAUUUACGAUGUUUACCAUAAAAAUUCCCUUGUCUCUAAAAAGGAGAUUGAUGACUAUCAGCCAGAAGCAUACCAGCAGCCCAGUCCACCUGCUCAUGAACUUGGAUACAGUACCCUUGCCCAGAGUUUCCCAGAAGAUGAUCUUAAGGAACCUAGCUCUCCUCCAGAAAGAAUGUAUACUAUUGACCCCAAUGUGUAUGGAGAUAAGAGAGAACUCCACAGUAAAAAUAAAGAUGACUUAACUCUCAGCAGGAGCUUAGGGCUUGGCGGAAGAUCUGCUAUAGAACAGAGGAGUAUGUCAAUUAAUCUCCCAAUGUCCUGCUUAGAUUCUAUAGCACUGGGAUUUAACUUUGGACGUGGUCAUGAUCUUUCACCUUUAGGUUCAGAUAUUUUAGAUACGGCUAGUGGAGAUGAAGGCGAUGAUUACUUGCCUGCCACCACCCCAGCAGUAGAAAAAGCUCCCCCCUUCCCAACAGAAAGUAGGGAAGAAGAUGAAGAACAAGAACAAGAAGAAAAGGAAGAAGAAGAAAAGAUAGAACAGUCCAAAUUUAAAGAAUCAGGAGAGAUUCAGGUGGAGCCUUUAUAUGAAUCCCCUUUCCUAGCUAAAGAUUAUUACAAAAAUGGGACUGUAAUGGCUCCUGACUUACCUGAAAUGUUAGAUUUAGCUGGCACAAGAUCAAGAGUAGCAUCUGUGAGUGCAGAUACAGAGGUAGCACAACAGAAAUCUGUUCCUUCAGAGGUGGUUAUUGAGGAGAGCUCUUCAGUCCAGCAACUUAUGACUGAUGAAAAUCACAUGACUCUAAAAGCUGACAGUCAAAUUGAAGAUUUAGGUUACUGUGUUUUCAACAAAUACACAGUACCAUUACCAUCUCCAGUUCAGGACAGUGAGAAUUUGGCAGGAGAAAGCUGUUCCUAUGAGGAGAAAAUGAGGAGAGGUGUAGUUACAGAUCUCUCAUUGAUAGAAGUGAAGUUGGCAGCAGCUGAGAGAUCCUAUGAAGAAAAAGAAGUCUCCGAGGACUCCCCAGUUUGGGGCCAGGACUUUGAGCAGGAGAGAAAAGCUAUUGAUAAAUUAGAUACUGUGUUAGAAAAAAGUGAGGAACAAGCUGAUGCUAAAGAAAUAUCUUUUCCUGAAGACAUUGUACAUGAAAUAAAGCUUGGUUCAGAGCUAGUAGAUGUUAAUGAUAAAACUCUAGUUGAACCAGAAAAGAAACCUUCAUUAAUUAAGAAAGAGGAAAAUGCUAUUGAUGUUGCUGCAAAGAUAGAUAAGGGAGAAUUGUCCUGCAAACCAGACUAUGAUGCUAUAAAACAUGAUAUGGAUUCUGCUGCUCGGCAAGUGGAACAGGAGUAUCAGAGUAAAUUAGGAGGUCAUAUCACUGAAUUAGUUUCAGAGCAGAAUAAAGAAGACCAAGAAAAGAUCCUCUGUACAUUACAUCAAGAGCCUGAUCUAUGUGCAACAUUGGAAUCUAAUCAUGCGAAAGAUACAGCUAAAUUGUCUGAACUUGAAGUUAAGGAAAAAGGACCUAAACCUGAUCUGGUGCACCAAGAAGCAGUAGAUAAAGAAGAAUCAUAUGAAUCAAGUGGAGAUAAUGGUCAAGUGCAAGAGGGAUUGUCUGGAGAAAUUUCAAAGCCACAUGAGGUCAAAAUACAAGAAGAAAGCCCAUCUUUAUUAGAGGAAGAACAUGCAGCACAUUUUCCAUUGGGACAAUCUACUACAGAAAAAGAUAUAUCAAAAGUUAUUCAAGAAGAAACAAUAGAAACUCAAAUGGAGAACAUAACAGAGCAUAAAGUAGAUCAGGUGGAUACUGUGGCAAUAACUGGCACUGAGAAUGUGGAGAAGUUGCCCUGUGAUUUAAAAUACGAGGAGGCAAAAGAAAAAGUGGAAGAAGAACAAAAGGAAGAGAUUAAGCAAGAGGAAGAACGAGAGGAAGAAGUAAAACAAACAAAAGAGGAAAUCAAGCAAAGGGAAGAACAUGAAAAAGAGAUUAAAAAUGUAGAACAACAUGAAGACAUUAAGCAUCUGAAACAACAUGAAGUGGAGAUUAAGAAAGAUGAACAUGAAGAAAAGGCUAAGCAAAAAGAAGAGGAGGAGAUCAAACAAGCAGAAGGACAAGAGGAGGAAAGAGAUCAAGAAGAGGAAAUCAGUAAGCAAACAAGUAAAGAAGAGAACUUGGAGAGACCCAGGGAAGAAGUCUGUGCAGCUAUCCCCGUGGAGAUACCUGAGCUCAAAGGAGUAAUAGAAUCUGUUGUUACAGUUGAGGAUGAUUUCAUUACAAUCGUGCAGACAACCAUUGAUGAAGGAGAAGCCAAUUCCCACAGCGUGCGCUUUGCUGAAACAGGCGGAGAAGGCUUCUGUACUGAAGAAGAGCUGGAGAUGGAGGCAGAGGUUAUUGCUCAUGUUGAAGCAGACUCAAAAGGAAAGUCUCCGGAACCUCCUGGCUCAGCUGAACAGGAAGAAAUCCCAGUCACUGAUUACAAGACCGAAAUAUAUGAUGAUUAUAAAGAUGAAACAACAAUCGAUGACUCCGUCCUGGAUACCGACAGCAUAUGGGUGGAUACACAAGAUGAUGAUAGGAGCAUCAUGACAGAACAGUUAGAGACUGUUCCUAAAGAGGAGAAAUCAGAGAGAGAAUUGCGGAGACCGUCUCUUGAUAAACAUAAAAAAGAAAAACCUUUAAAAACUGGGAGAGGCAGGAUUUCUACUCCUGAAAGAAAAAUAGCUAAAAAGGAACCUAGCACAGUCUCCAGAGAUGAAGUGAGAAGGAAAAAAGCUGUGUAUAAGAAAGCUGAACUUUCUAAAAAAGCUGAAGUUCAGGCUCACUCUCCCUCCAGGAAAAUCAUUUUAAAACCUGCUAUCAAACAUACUAGACCAACUCAUCACUCCUGUGUUAAGCGGAAGCAGACAGCUGCUGGUGGUGAAACAAACCAGACGCCUGGGGUAUUUAAGCAAGCAAAGGAAAAACUUUCGACUUCUUCUUUGUCAAAGAUUCCUGCCUCAAAAGUUAGAGCAAAAUCAUUGCUUCCUCCAAGACCCAACUCUGCUUGUUCACUAAUCACCACUAAAAAAGUUGUUUUGCGCAGUAAAGACAAUUAUAUUGCGUGGCCCUCUUCAGCGGGCCCAAGGGACUAUUCAAAAACAGCUCAGGAUGGAAUAAGCAAGAGUCCUGAAAAGCGCUCCUCUUUACCAAGACCUUCUUCCAUUUUACCUGCCCGAAGAGGUAUCUCAGCAGACAGAGAACGAGAUGAAAAUUCUUUCUCCCUGAACAGCACCAUCUCAUCUGUACGACGAACUACAAGAUCAGAGCCUAUUCGAAGCCGAACAGGAAAAAGUGGUACAUCAACUCCAACUACUCCAGGAUCAACUGCCAUCACUCCUGGAACCCCACCAAGUUAUUCUUCUCGUACCCCAGGAACACCUGGUACCCCUAGUUAUUCCAGAACCCCACAUACACCGGGUACGCCCACAUCUGCAAUUCUGGUACCCACUGAGAAAAAAAUUGCUAUCAUACGCACACCUCCGAAAUCUCCAGGAACCCCUAAGCAACUUCGUCUGAUCAAUCAACCUCUACCAGAUCUCAAGAAUGUCAGGUCCAAAGUUGGGUCAACAGACAACAUCAAGUAUCAGCCUAAAGGGGGGCAGGAAUAUGCUUAUGCUCCGUGGGCAGCUAGAGAAGCCUCUGAAAACCACACACUUCAGCUGAGGGCUGGAAGAGAAGAUCCCUGUUUCUGGACUGUAAAACUUGCUAAGAUUCCAGAGGUUAGGAUUUUAAGCAAGAAGAUUGAUUUUAGUGAUGUACAAUCCAGAUGUGGUUCAAGAGAUAACAUCAAACAUUCAGCAGGGGGAGGAAAAGUGCAGAUUGUAACCAAGAAGAUAGACUUGAGUCAUGUGACUUCUAAAUGUGGUUCCCUGAAGAAUAUCCGUCAUAGGCCAGGAGGGGGUCGAGUGAAAAUCGAAAGUGUGAAACUGGAUUUUAAAGAGAAGGCCCAAGCCAAAGUUGGCUCACUUGAAAAUGCUCACCAUGUGCCUGGAGGAGGUAAUAUCAAGAUUGACAGCCAGAAACUCAAUUUCCGAGAGCACGCAAGGGCCCGUGUGGACCAUGGCGCAGAAAUCAUCACCCAAUCUCCUGGCCGAUCAAGUGUGGCUUCCCCUCGGAGGCUUAGCAACGUCUCCUCCUCUGGCAGUAUCAAUCUGCUUGAAUCUCCUCAACUUGCCACCCUGGCUGAAGAUGUCACUGCAGCCCUCGCUAAACAGGGCUUAUGAAUUUGCUUUGUUAGCAGUGUUUGAAGUUACAAUUAUUUAGGCAUGAUUUCUUGCCAGGAAUGGGCUCUGAGCAGGUGUUAACAUUCAUUCUUUACUAUGUCUAAAAUUAAGUCACAUCCCAAGACUGUAGUAAUCAUAAAAUAAAAACUGGGGGAAAGAACCAUAUAGAUGCAGAAACUGGCCUGAUUUCCAAUUACAGCAGGAAGAUCUUGGCUUUUCUGUGGGUACAAUAGCAGUAUAUUACAUUGGACAAUUAUUGUCGCUCUGCUCUGUCUUGCAUGGAGUAUGUACUAUGAUAACAAUGCAUUUUGACCUUCCAUGUGCCUGAAGGCCAUCCUUUACUUUCUGAAGAGUCUUUGUUCAAUCCCUUGAGUUGCUCCUUUAACCGUUUUGUUGAUGGAUGGAAUUAAGAAGCAUCUCCACUUGUAAUUUAUCAACAGGUUAAUUUAAGCAGGAGAGUCUGAGGACCAUGCAGAAGGGCAAAUAUAGUGAUGUCAACACUUCAGAAAGGGUGGGGUUAUUUUAUAUACAUGGGUAGAAGAAAGAGGCAAUUAAGUUAUUAACGUUGUGGAAGUUGGAUGAUUAUGUCAGUGUAUAGCUGAUUACAAUAAAUUAUUUAACUAAUAAGUAAGUAGUGGGGGGGAAUUCAUAUGAGCUGUACUUGGGGAAGCAGCAUUUUUUUCUUUUUUAAAACAGUUACUGAAAUUAAGCUAUGGAGUUGUGUCAGAUUAGAAUAUUGGUUAAGCAUCUAGGUUUGUGUCUUCACUACUGGUUUCAUGUCCUCUCCCAUCUGUUUGAUACAGUAUUUUAUAUAUAUAUAUAUAUAU
Crotalus tigris (Tiger rattlesnake) is the source of this 7871-nucleotide messenger RNA. RefSeq names its product microtubule associated protein 2 (gene MAP2). Gene Ontology annotation, biological process: neuron projection development; microtubule cytoskeleton organization. The record is from RefSeq and is a predicted model, not a curated record. Gene Ontology annotation, molecular function: microtubule binding. Gene Ontology annotation, cellular component: neuron projection. The transcript is spliced from 23 exons. The coding region runs from base 823 to 7044 and encodes 2073 amino acids. Lineage: Eukaryota; Metazoa; Chordata; Lepidosauria; Squamata; Viperidae.